AUGGCCGCUGUAGAAGCUGCCGGCAUCGGUGAGAAUCCCGGGGCCAAGUCCCUCUUGGUCAAAGAUGGAAAAGAGUCCCAGGAGGAAAAUGGGGCAGCCAGCCACCUCUCCGAACACUGCGAUGCUUCCUUCGCUGGGGCAGAGCUGAAUCGGCAACAGGCGCCCGCCAGCAAGCUGAAGAAGACGGCCUUUAAGUUCUUCGGGGGGAAGAGAAGCAUCUGCACCCUGCCCAGCUUUUUUGGGGGGAAGAAUAAAAGCCAGGCCAAGGGAGCCUCCAAAAAGGGUCUGAGCAAGAGCAAGACCCACGAUGGCAUCAGCGACGUGGCGCACGAAGAGGCCGCUUCCGGGUGUCUCAGGAGCCCCUCGGACGGAGGGCCAGACUUCCCUCCUCCCCAGCUUCUGCCAAGUUCCCAGAGCGCAGUUUUGGGGGCCGAGCUCAGAGUUGGCUUUGCCCAGCCCUCAAACUUUCUGUCCAGCAGCACCGAAGGCUUUGAGAAGAAGCUGACGGGAGAGAAGUUCCUCCCGAGAUCCAAAAAGGGGCUCAAGGGACUUUUUAAUAGCAUUCGCCGACAUCGGAAGAACAAAGUUGCGGAGCCUGAGAAGACGGAGCUGCAAGAGUGGGCUCUCCGGGACCCCGUCGCCGAAGAACAGCCAGGUGGAAAUGGGCUGGGUGGGAGUCUUCAGAGGGGGACUGUGACACCAGAACGUGGGGAGAAUGUCUCCGGCGAUGCUGUGCCUCCAAUAGCAGCCAGCCACAAUGAGGCGGGAGAGAUGGACCGCCUGGCCUCAAGCCCCAUUCGGUCUGUCGGCGAGGCAGCCAGAGGGCCUGCAUGUCCUGAAGGAUCUCAAGACGGGCAGCCAAACCUGCAGGACGCCUGUGCUGACUCUGCCUACGGGGACCUCCCUGAGGCUUUUGAACCAGAGUUCCUGCAGAAGAGCCCUCCUGGCGAACCAUCCGGGGAGCAACUUAGCUUGAUGUUUGGGGAGGUGACCUCCCUUAAAAGCUUUGACUCUUUCACCGGUUGUGGGGAUAUAAUUGCAGAACCAGAUAUCGAUAGCAUCACGGAGAGCUCCACCUCUGCGGAACGCAGCCGGGAGGCCGCCAAGAGGACCUCCUGUUUGGUUACCUACCAAGGCGGAGGGGAGGAAAUGGCCCUGCCGGAGGAUUUAGAAGAGUACCUCCAGCAGAUGUGGGCAGGAGCCAUCAAAGGGGAUGCAGACUCUGAAACACAUCUGCCGGAGCUCAUAACCAAAGGUGACCUUCAGGGCAUGAAGGAUGCCGAGCAGGACGUUCAUCUGUACCCUGAAGGAACAAGGAAUGACACGGACCUUCUGACACCGCACAGCGAUCAACAAGAGUCCGCUCCCAAUAGCGAUGAGGGCUACUAUGAUUCUACCACCCCAGGUCCUGAAGAGGAAACUGGUGAUGGUUUAGAUGAAAUCAAAAAGGACCGCCUUCCAAGGGACAGCUACAGUGGGGAUGCUCUUUAUGAGUUUUACGAACCUGACGAUGCAUUGAUGAGCCCGUCUCACGGGGAGGGAUCCUGGUUUGAUGGGAAAGUGUCCCCUUCGAAGAUAUUUGACCAGUUCCUGGACUUUGCUCUCCCCGAUGAGAAGGACUUGAUCUGGCUGAUGGAUCAGAAAAGUGAAGCGAUGGAAGAGCAGAGGCUGGCCACCCUCCAGAAACAGCUGCUUUUUUGGGAGAUGCAUAGAGACCCGGCCCUGAAACACCUCCAGGAGCUUAGAAGAGACCAACAUCUGAGUCCAGGGCAGCUGUCUGAAUGUAAGAUGCAAACAACCGGGUUAGUCGGGAAGAGCUCGAGUUGCCUUGGUUGUGAGCAAAUGAAUUUUUGUGCUUUGGAUGAAGGUCUAAGCGGUGGAAAGAAGCUAGCGGAAAACCAAGACUGGAAAGAGAAUUUCCACAAGAAGCUCUGUCCAGAAAAGCUCUGUGAUAGCAGCAGCACCACCACCACGAAAGAACACAGUGGUUGCCUUAUUCAGCCAUCGGAGAAUAGCUCAGAGCUGGACUCCAGCGGUGAACAUCCGGUGUUCGAGGCUUUGGCUUCAGGAAACUCUGUGACCUGCCCGCUUUACAGAGCGCAUGGCCACCCCAGCUGCUCUCCCAGAGCUGACUUUCAAGAGCCCUGCCAGGAAGGCAGCGAAGAACCAGAACCAGCGGUCAACUUCUCCCAAGCCUUGGUGGAAUUCACCAGCAACGGGACUCUUUUCUCCAGCCUGUCUGAAAGCCUUCGAAGCUCCGAUUCAGGCUCUGACUUCACUCAGAACUUUCCUGACCUGCCCACCAUGGUGACUUUUGACAUCGUCGAUGUGGAACAGGAAGGGGAAGGGGAGUGCGAGGAGCAUCUGGAGCUGAACACGGAGGAGGACCUGUCCGCGUCCUUCGAGGCUUUCCGGGAUACUUAUGACUCCAAAGCCUCCUUUGCUGAAUGUGAUGAGCGAAUGUUUCCUGAGUACCCUCAGGUCUCUUCCCACUGGGGAGCUGCCAGCCUCCCUCGGCGUCUCAGACUUCAGGAGCUGAGUCCACCUCUGCUGGAGCCGCUGUCCGUCUGCAGGAGAAGCCGAUCCCUGGACACCGAAAGUCUGGAGUUUGAGCUGGCCAGCUUGCAGCUAUCCAAGAACAGUUUUAGGCCGUUUGAGCUGUGGAGCGGUUCCAAAAAGGAUCCCGGUCCUCUUGGAUUGGACAUUGGCCUGGAAGGGGCGCCACAUUCUCCGGGAGAAAGAGAAGAAGGCGCCCCUGUGAUGUCACCAGAGGGCUCUACUUCUCAGAGGCCUGGUGGGGGCAACCUGGCUAAAAAACGUGCUUGGGUCCACCCUUUGGGAGAGAAAGGCCGAGAUCUGCCUUUGAGCUUUGAUUUUCCUUGUUCCCCUGACAAGUCGUCAGCGUGUAAGCCUGGAGAUGUGGCUCAAGGAACAUCUCAGCUUCAUACCAAGUAG
This is a messenger RNA of Protobothrops mucrosquamatus (brown spotted pit viper), 2955 nucleotides long. RefSeq names its product APC membrane recruitment protein 1 (gene AMER1). The record is from RefSeq and is a predicted model, not a curated record. Gene Ontology annotation, cellular component: plasma membrane. The coding region runs from base 1 to 2955 and encodes 984 amino acids. The transcript is spliced from 2 exons. Gene Ontology annotation, biological process: regulation of canonical Wnt signaling pathway. Gene Ontology annotation, molecular function: phosphatidylinositol-4,5-bisphosphate binding; beta-catenin binding. Lineage: Eukaryota; Metazoa; Chordata; Lepidosauria; Squamata; Viperidae.